Molecule: messenger RNA, 2804 nt
Organism: Prunus dulcis (almond)
Lineage: Eukaryota; Viridiplantae; Streptophyta; Magnoliopsida; Rosales; Rosaceae
Product: disease resistance protein RPV1-like
Exons: 5
Coding region: 138-2804 (888 amino acids)
Biological process (GO): signal transduction; defense response
Molecular function (GO): ADP binding
Source: RefSeq, a predicted model, not a curated record
GGGGCUCUUGGGGCCCAGAUAGACGAGGACUUUUCACUCACAUGAUUCUUCUCCGCACUGACAUUGCCAACGAGAGACUCUUGGACAAUAAAUCACUAUAAUUUCCAACCCUUUCAGCCUGUUCAAUUUUCGACAAUAUGGAUCUAGACACCACUCGAUUAUUAGGAGCUCCUUCCCCUUCUUCUUCUUCUUCUUCUUUCACCAAUUCAUGGACCCACGAUGUGUUUCUCAGCUUUAGAGGUGAGGACACACGCUACAAUUUCACAGACCAUCUACACAAAAAUUUGGUCCAGAGGGGCAUCAGAACCUUCAUAGAUGAUGAGCUCCCAAGAGGAGAAGAAAUAUCACAAGCACUUCUUGAUGCAAUUGAAGGAUCGAGGUGUUCCAUCGUUGUAUUCUCUGAAUACUAUGCAUCCUCGAAGUGGUGCUUGGAUGAGCUUGUUCAUAUCAUUCAUUGUAGAAAAUCAAAGCAACGGAUGGUUUGGCCAGUUUUCUACAAAGUGGAUCCCUCAGAUGUAAGGAGCCAAAGAGGUAGUUAUGGCGAGGCACUGAAUAACCAUGAACGCAAAUUCAAAGAACAGAGACUUAGUAACCAUGAUGAAAGUAAAUUCGAGGACAAUAUGAAGAAGGUGCUGAGAUGGAAGGAAACCCUUACAGAAGCUGCAAAUUUGUCAGGGUCGCAUUACUUGGAGGGCCGUGAAACUGAAUUUAUUCAGAACAUUGUCAACGAGAUUUCCUUACAAGUAUUAAAUGAAACCCAUAUCAAUGUGGCAAAAUACCAAGUUGGAAUAGAGGCUCGUUUACGAGAUCUUCAUAAAGUUUUAGAUGUUGACGGAAAUGAUGUUUGCAUGGUAGGAAUAUGGGGGACUGGUGGAAUAGGAAAGACAACUGUUGCUAAAGCUGUUUAUAACUCACUGGCCCAUGUGUUUGAAAGGAGUUGUUUUCUGGAAAAUGUAAGAGAAAGAUCAAUACCAUAUGGAGGCCUAGUCGACCUACAAAAUCUUCUUCUUUAUGAGAUUCUAAGGGGAAAGGAAAUAAAGGUUACCAGUGCUGAUAAAGGAAUCAGUGUGAUAAAGGAAAGGUUGAGUCGUAAAAAGGUCCUUGUAAUUGUAGAUGAUGUGGAUCAUUUGGACCAGUUAAACAACUUAGUUGGAGGUUGUGAUUGGUUUGGUUUGGGCAGUAGAAUUAUCAUAACGACAAGAGAUAAGCAUUUGCUAAGUUCUCAUCAAGUUAGUAUUAUAUACGAGGCCAAGAAAUUAAACUUUGGUGAAUCUCUUGAUCUCUUCAUUAGUUGGAUUGGUGGGAGAAAUAAAAAUUUGGAUGAUGAUUAUGUGAAAGCUGCAGAAACUGUGGUAAAGCAUGCUCAAGGUCUUCCUUUAUCUCUCAAGGUUUUAGGUUCUCAUCUAUGUGGUAGAAGUAUAGAUGAGUGGCAUCAUGCAUUGGAUGGGAAUCUGCACUCGGACAUUAAAAAAACUCUCAAAAUAAGCUAUGAUGCAUUGGAAUAUUCGGUGCAAGAAGUUUUCCUUGACAUAGCAUGUUUCUUUAACGGUAGAAAGGUGAACCAUGUGAUACCGAUCCUGGAAGGUUGUGACCUCAAGCCUGAGUAUGCUAUUAAAGUACUCGUAGACAAGGCCCUCAUAAAUAUUGAACAAGACAUAAUUGGGAUGCAUGACUUGCUUGAAGAAUUGGGUAGAGGAUUAGUUUAUCAAGAGUCGCCAAAUGAGCCUGGUGAACGUAGCAGAUUGUGGUUUCACGAGGAUGUUUGUCGUGUUCUAACAGAAGGAACAGGAACAAACAAUAUUAAAGGCAUCAUAGCAAAGUUUCCGACACCAGAUGACAUAUGCUUGAGUGGUGACAGCUUCUCAAAGAUGAAAAACCUUCUACUUUUCAUCAAUGUGAAUGCACGAUUUUAUGGUGAUCACGUGGAUUAUCUAUCUAAUGAGUUGAGGUUUCUUCAUUGGCCUGAUUGUCCUCUACAAACUUUACCAUCUACUUUCAAUCCAAGGAAACUUGUUGAACUUUAUAUGCCUUGUAGCCGCUUGUCACAACUUGGGGAGGGAUUCAAGAGACUCUGCGGCAAUCUGGCUCGUGACCUCACAAAGAAGCAAAACAUUUUAGCAAAGGAGCAGAUCACACUCUUCUUUGAUCACCUUCUGUCUUCACAGAAACUUGGAUUUCAGGUUGUAUUUCCAGCAAGUUUUGAAGCUCUCUCGACGUUGUUCAGCUGUCGUAAGGAUGUGAAGGAGUGUGAUGAAGCAUGUGAAUUUUUGAUUGAAAUCCCUCCAAACUUCAAAUGCCAGAACCAAGGCUUGGCUCUAUACGCUGAUGUUGAAUACCUGCAAAAUAAAAGACUAGUUUACGAUCAUUUUCGAACAAAAAUUUCCGUCAAUCAACCAGGAAUGCUGCCUCAUUUUAUUCAGUUCGAUGACAUUUUCAGAAAGAUAGGGUCAGGUCAUGUUAUAGGGUCAGGUCAUGUGUGGCUGUGCUAUAUUCGAUUCAGAGAAAUGUCUUACCGGGAUGAUCAGAUUACCUGGCUGCAGUCGCCUUUUGUGUGUCGAGUUAAUUUUCUGAAUUUGACACUAGAUUCGCUGCGUUGUAAAAGCUUCGGGGUCCACCUGGUAAUGACACAGGAUGAUGAAGACCUGUCUAUAUUUCCGGAAGAUGGUGAGUCUGAAUCCGAUGACUUGGAAGAUGUUAAUGAGAGGUUUGAUGGAGAUAAUUGUAUUGAUCUAUGUGAAGAUGAGCAAGACUCGGAACAUGACUACUUCAGCUGUGAAGAUAAUGAAGAUGGCUACUUUUACUGA